AUGGAGCAUAUGAGGGGCAACUGUACCUUCACCGCAAUGCUCCUGUGGUGUUUUUUUGCUGUCCAAUUCAAUGCAAAAAUUAUGAAAAUACCCCCCUACGCCAUCCGUACUGCCACAUCCGUUGUUCUGCCCACGUACCUUUACACAGAGCAGCAUUCAAUGGCUUACAUGACAUUUGCCCGUCUUUGCGUGAAAUUCAGUUCCAUGAUCGGAAAUGGGUAUUUGGCAGUGGAAGUUGGACCAAAACAUACUCGUAACACAAUAGGGACUGCACUGCAUCACCCGUCGGAUCCACGCGCUCCGGACAACGAGCGGGCAAUCGACGGCGGCGGAAGCAAAAACGACUCGUUGCUUCCGUCUCCUCCUCCUCCAGUUCAGCGAGAGUACCUUGCCAAAUGUACAUGGCAGCCGAUGUAA
Messenger RNA from Lentinula edodes (shiitake mushroom), 417 nucleotides. RefSeq lists its product as uncharacterized. Lineage: Eukaryota; Fungi; Basidiomycota; Agaricomycetes; Agaricales; Omphalotaceae. The transcript is spliced from 4 exons. The record is from RefSeq and is a predicted model, not a curated record. The coding region runs from base 1 to 417 and encodes 138 amino acids.